Messenger RNA from Rattus rattus (black rat), 3234 nucleotides. RefSeq names its product T-box transcription factor 4 (gene Tbx4). Gene Ontology annotation, molecular function: RNA polymerase II cis-regulatory region sequence-specific DNA binding; DNA-binding transcription factor activity, RNA polymerase II-specific. Lineage: Eukaryota; Metazoa; Chordata; Mammalia; Rodentia; Muridae. Gene Ontology annotation, biological process: positive regulation of DNA-templated transcription; angiogenesis; cell fate specification. Gene Ontology annotation, cellular component: nucleus. Bases 141 to 1799 code for a protein of 552 amino acids. The transcript is spliced from 9 exons. The record is from RefSeq and is a predicted model, not a curated record.
GGCCCCGAGGGCGCAGCAGGCAGCUGGACGGUGACCCAGAGGCCCAGGCAGUGUCCCUGCGGUCCCGCUCCUCUAGGACCCGAGCUGGUUGCAGACCUGGGGCCGCAGGAGCCUCCGCAUGCUGCGGCGCAGUUAGGGAGAUGCUGCAGGAUAAGGGCCUGUCCGAGAGCGAGGAGGCCUUCAGGGCCCCGGGCCCAGCUCUCGGGGAAACCAGCAACAGCAACAACACCAACGCCCCCGAACCCGCGCUGGCCACGCCGGGUCUUAGUGGAACAGCGCUCAGCAGCCCCCCGGGCCAGGGCGCCGACGUCGCCGCAGCCGCAGCCGCCGCCGCCGCCGAGCAGACCAUCGAGAACAUCAAGGUGGGGCUGCAUGAGAAGGAGCUGUGGAAGAAGUUCCACGAGGCAGGCACGGAGAUGAUCAUCACCAAGGCCGGCAGGAGAAUGUUCCCCAGCUACAAGGUAAAAGUCACAGGCAUGAACCCCAAGACCAAGUACAUACUACUCAUCGACAUUGUCCCUGCGGAUGACCAUCGCUACAAGUUCUGUGACAACAAAUGGAUGGUUGCUGGGAAGGCCGAGCCAGCCAUGCCAGGGAGGCUCUAUGUCCACCCGGAUUCUCCUGCCACCGGGGCCCACUGGAUGCGGCAGUUGGUCUCUUUCCAGAAGCUGAAGCUGACGAACAACCACCUGGACCCCUUUGGCCACAUCAUCCUCAACUCCAUGCAUAAGUACCAACCUCGGCUGCACAUCGUUAAGGCCGAUGAGAACAAUGCUUUUGGCUCCAAAAACACAGCCUUUUGCACCCACGUGUUCCCAGAGACCUCCUUCAUCUCCGUGACCUCCUACCAGAACCACAAGAUCACACAGCUGAAAAUCGAGAACAACCCUUUUGCCAAGGGAUUCCGGGGCAGCGACGACAGUGACCUGCGCGUGGCCCGGUUACAGAGCAAGGAGUAUCCAGUGAUCUCCAAAAGCAUCAUGAGGCAGAGGCUCGUUUCCAGCCAACUCUCGGCUAAGCCGGAUGUCAGCCCCCUGCACAGCACACACCAGGCUCUGCAGCACUACCAGUAUGAGAAUGGGGCCCACAUGCAGUUUGCUGCUGCAGAGCCCCAGGACCUGCCCCUCAACACCUUCCCAACGCAGAGGGACUCUAGCCUCUUCUACCAUUGCCUGAAGCGGAGAGAUAGUGCCCGCCACCUGGACUUGCCCUGCAAGCGAUCCUACCUGGAAACUCCCUCUUCAGUGGGGGACGAUCACUAUUUCCGUUCUCCCCCUCCCUACGACCAGCAGAUGCUGAGCCCUUCCUAUUGCAGUGAGGUGACACCCAGAGAAGCCUGUAUGUACUCAAGUUCAGGGCCUGAGAUCGCAGGGGUGUCCUCCGUGGACGACUUGCCCCCACCUCCACUGAGCUGUAACAUGUGGACGUCGGUGUCACCAUACACCAGCUACAGCGUUCAGACCAUGGAGACUGUGCCUUACCAGCCCUUCCCCACACACUUCACCGCUACCACGAUGAUGCCUCGGCUGCCCAUUGCCGCCCAGAGUGCCCAGCCACCAGGAAACGCCCACUUUAGUGUGUACAAUCAGCUAUCCCAGUCUCAGGUCCGAGAGCGGGGGCCCUCUGCUUCUUUCCCUAGAGAGCGUGGCCUCCCUGCGGUGUGUGAGAGGAAGCCACCCUCACCUCACCUGAACACUGCCAACGAGUUCCUCUACUCACAGAGCUUCUCUUUGACCCGAGAGUCAUCCUUACAGUAUCAUUCAGGAAUGGGGACUGUGGAGAACUGGACUGACGGAUGACAUGACUACCUUUAUCCUUGACAGCCCCAGGACCAUGUCAACCCAGUACUAGCUUCUGUGGGUGGCCGGCACUGCCAAGAAACAUGGAAAGGUAUUUCAGAAAGGGUGUGUGUGUGUGUGUGUGUGUGUGUGUGUGUGUGUGUGUGUGUGUGCAUAUGUGUGUGUGUUUGCUUGAACUUCUACACACAUAUAUGUGGUUGGAGAGCAUCUGUCUUCUUAUAUGCAGCUAAGGCCAAAACAAGAAAAAUGCAACUAUCUAAGAAGUAAUUUUGGCUGCAGGAGCUGUGUCCACUGUUCUGUGGCACCUCUUGACAAGCCCUGGGUGGGAUAGAAGUGGAGGACUCAGGAGUCACCUAGAGCUUUCUGCAAUAUACUCUGAUUUUACUCAGGGGCCAAGUGAGAUCUCUGGCGCAGGUCGGGCCUUUCUCUUCUCUUGGGUGUCCAUGCUUACCAUAGAGUUCCUGGCCUUCCACCUGCAAGGGAAGCUGCCACUUUUGGGGACAGAAGCACCCGCUUCCCUUAGCUUCUGGAGAUUGUGUGAGACUACCUGAGUCUGAGAGCCCUUGGAGAGAGUGGAGUCGGCCUGGACUUAGGGUCCGAAGCAUGACUUUGGAAAAGAGUCAUGCGCUAAAUGUCACCGCCUGGUGCUUGUUUUUCCUCCAAGAGGAGGGGAAAAUGUCACCAUCGGUAUCUCUGUAAUUAUUCAAGUUUUAUCAUAAAGUACAGAGUCCCUCCCCUCCCAGUCCCAGCAUGGGGCCUCUCAGCCUGUGAGACACCAUCUGCAUCCAAUGAUGGGCAGUCAAACACACCUUACCUGGCAAUGUCCCUCGGAGAUCUCACCGGACUGAUGUUACACGUCGGUUGGACUGGUUCUGCUCCCAGAAAAUCUACACACAUCCCCGGAGCAAGGAUGCCGGCAGAAGGAAAUGGGACAGCUGAGAGAAAGUUCUUCAGUAUUCAAGCUCAGAGGAGCAUAUCAUUCCUUCAGAGUGGGAGAGGACAGUACAUACUCCUUGGUCCAUUAGCAUCACAUGUCGCCAGAACGUCAGGGUGGCCGGUAUGAACCCUAAGUCAGAAUUUGGAAAUCACUAAACUCUUUGCAUGCUGAAUAGCUAUUUAUAUAUUAUAUAAAUAAAUAUAUAAAUAAAUAUAUCUCACAAAUGCGGGCCACAUGUCAAGUUCAGCUUUGCUUGUUAUAAAUAAACUUACUGAAAACAAAUGCUGAAGGAGGUAUUUGGAAAGACAUCUAUUUAAAUUUUUAUUACAGUUGAAGUUAAAGAUAAAACAUAUAUAUAUAUAUUAUAAAUGCACACUGCAGAUAAAGCUUUAUUAGAAAACACAUUAGCUGACAGGCGGUAUGAAACUUCAAGUGUUUUUGAUAUAUAGCAUGGACAUUUUAUUUUGCAUAUUGGAACAUAAAGCCAUCUUACAACUG